CAAAUAAAAUGACCAACAAGUUAUCUGCUUUGACCGAAGGAUGACUGGUAGAGAAUGCCUUAUAGCAUUAAGUCCAGCUUUAGUACGUUUGUAUUUUCUUUUGUACAAUAAAGAUUAAAAAAAUAAAAUAAAUAUGACUUAAAUAUACAGAAGAUAAUCUCUUUAUUGGCGCACAUCAGCAAAAAAGAUACAAUAAAAAUUAAGAAAUGUGUUUCGUCUUCCAUUUUACAUUUAAGGGAAAUAACAAUUCGAUUAAAGGUAGAGACAGGAAACAAGUGCUCUUAUCGCUAAAGAGCGAUCUCUUCCAGAAAAACUAAAUAUAGGAUAAACUUCACUUAAUUGAUGUUGUAAGCCUUUUAGCGUUCGAAAUUUAACUUUCCCUUUUGAAUUGGAAUUUCUUCCCGUAAAUGGUAAUAUUUUCAAGAGCGUUCUCACAAGAAAACUGGGAUAAAUUUAAAAUUGAUAAUAUUCCUCGAUGAAAUUCAGGACUUUAUUACGCUCAUUAUUAGAAACACAGUCUACAUGUUCGAGUAAGAACGUCUUCUUAUCUGUAGGAACGUGAUGUUAAAUAUUAGAAAAAAGACUUAUUUAAGUCAUUAGUAAUGAUUAUUUUUCCGGUGGUCGUUUACAAAAAACCGCGUGAAGCACUGAAUUGUGAGCUCUUAUUUGUAAAUUUUUACACGUAUAUAAGAGAUAACUUAUUCGUUUUUGAUCUAUAUAGGUACUCAACUAGCUAAUUACUUUCAGAAAUUGUGUAGAUUUUCAACCUUAACGACCUGUAUCUAGAUUUUGUGCCUUCUUGCCCCGACAUUCACGUAAUCAAUAGUGGCAGCUGUAAGUAGCUCAUGACUUGAUAUCAAUGCAUUUUACUGCAAUCAAAUGGACGUUUUAUCGUCACGUUUCCGUUUAGUAAUUAUUGUGGAGCGUUAAAACCUCACAUCGAAAUUGCUCAGAAAUGCCUGUUAAAACCGUGCUUAUUAUUACUUUCUUUUAUAUUUUACUUCAGUCAAUAAAUGCACGCGAAGACAAUGUUAUGACAGGACACAUUGUUGGGGGAUUUUUGUCUAAAAUAGAAAGUUUCCCUUUUUCGGUAUACAUCAGUAAAAGUUGUAACCUGUAUCGAAAUUCGAGCUGCGGAGCAUCGAUACUGAAUCAAGUAAUAUUAUUAACUGCAGCGCAUUGUUUUAAGCAGUGUGAUCCGUUUACAAUUAAUGCUUAUUCUGGUUCCGUACGUAAAUAUUCAGGCUUUGAAAAUAAAGUCAUCGGUUUCAAAAUACAUGAAAAGUACCAUCCAAUCCGCCAUAGCAAUGACAUCGCUCUUUUGAGAUUGGAAACGGAACUAAUUUUUGGGAGGACAGUGAAGAGAAUUAUUUUGAUGAAGUAUCCACCUAACAAUACAUUGGCUGUUGUCGCUGGAUGGGGCUGGAUAGAUUCCAAAGGUACAAGAGGUGAUCUCCUAAAACAUACUCCUCAGCUAGUCUUAGAUCGAGAAGCCUGUGCUAGCCUUCUGGGUAAUAGAGAAAUACCGAUGGGAAUGAUAUGCGGAAAAGACACAGACGGUGAAAGCUAUCCUGAGAAAGGAGACUCGGGCAGCCCCCUGGUAAUCCACAAUAACAUUCAGAUCGGGAUCGUUUCCUUCAAAAGAAGAGAAUAUACAAAUCACACCAUCGCAUACACCCACGUCCCAUACUUCUACGACUGGAUAGUCAAAAAUGCAAGGAAAUUGUAUUGCGAAUACGCAAAUAGGACACAUAUGAUGCCCCUUUUUACUUUUACCUCUCGCUGGCCAUUCGAGCAAUGUGAUCUCGCUAAGGGUGUUAUUUGAAGAUACGCUGAUUAAAGCGAAUUAUUUCGGAUUAGUUAGCUAAGUUUAUGGAAAUAAAUGUUGUUACAAGUAGUACAUAUUA
Cydia pomonella (codling moth) is the source of this 1907-nucleotide messenger RNA. Its product is annotated as trypsin alpha-4-like. The transcript is spliced from 3 exons. Gene Ontology annotation, biological process: proteolysis. The coding region runs from base 956 to 1825 and encodes 289 amino acids. The record is from RefSeq and is a predicted model, not a curated record. Lineage: Eukaryota; Metazoa; Arthropoda; Insecta; Lepidoptera; Tortricidae. Gene Ontology annotation, molecular function: serine-type endopeptidase activity.